GAAAACAACCAACAAGGAGCCGCAAAAAAAAAACAAAAACAAACAAAAAAAAAAACAUAUCCGAUAUUUAAACCUUUUCACUGCAGUAAUAACGAAAGUAAAUAACAGGACAAGGAAGCCUCUGGAGAUCCUACAAUAAACUAUCAUGAAAAGGCAAAAUUUAAACCAAAGAGGGGAAAAGGAAGAUGGUUUUGCAAAGCAGCCCAGAAGACUUUCAUCUGAAGUUGCAGUUAAGAUGGCAGAAAGACCAGGCUCUCCUUCUCCCAGCUGUCUAUCACUGAAGAGCGAUGCAUCCAUGGAUUGUGCCUAUGUUUUCAGCCAAGGAGAAACGAGCAGGGGAAAACGAGUUGAGACGGUGAGUCCAAACUCAUCAUCACCUAGUUAUAUCGCUAUGAAAAGUGACAAUUCAGUGGAGUUCAACCAAGAUGAAAAGGCACAAAGACCAGCUUCUCCUGCUCCCAGCUGUCUAUCAAUGAAGAGCAAUGCAUCCAUGGAUUGUGCCUAUGUCUUCAGCCAAGGAGACAAGAGCAGUAGAAAACGGAUUGAGAUUGAGAGACCCGGCUCGUCGUCAGCUAACUACGUCUCGGGGGAGAGUGGCAGAACAGUUGAAAUCAACUGGGAUGAAAAAGUAGAAAGGCAAGACUUGCCUGGUCCUAGCUGUGUGUCAAUGAAGAGCAAUGCAUCCAUGGAUUGCGCAUAUGUCUUCAGCCGAAAGAGACAGAUCAGCAAAAAACGCGUUGAGAUAAAGAGACUAGUCUCACCGUCUCCUACCCAUGUCUUUGAGGAUCGUACCCUAAGAGAGGAAAUCAACCAGGAUGAAAAAAUGAGUGGGGAAAAGUUUAAAGGUUUGCAUCCAUCACCAACAACAAAAGAGAUGUACACAACAUCGACAAGGUGCCGAGUGGAAAGCCUCUGUCUGCAGCACUGUGCUCCUCUUAAUGUUUUCUGCAAGACAGAUCAAACACUGAUCUGUGAACAGUGUGCUACUCUGGAACACCAAGACCACAAUAAAUGCUACACAACAGGUGCUAAGUUCUCCCAAGAGCUGGACACAAUGUCUUUACUUAAACAAACACUCAACAAAGUGGACAAAAACAAGUUUAUGAGUUAUCUAUGCCAGAAUUACCCAGAAUGCUUCGAGACUCCUCGGGUAAUUUGUGAUAUCCAUGAAGUAUCUAAAGUUAUUCUGGAGAGAUUUGGCUCUGAGGUGGCGCUGAAGAUAGCAAUAAAGAUCUUGUUAGAGAACGAGAGAAAUCUUAAGACCAUUCAGGAUCAUCUAAAAUAUAAACUUCAGCGUCAUCUUAAAUCUAAAUUUGAGUGCAUAAACGAAGGAAAUGCUCAGCAAGGGAAUCCGAUCCUUCUAAACGACAUCUACACUGAGCUACUCAUUACAGAAGGAGGAGAUGAAGGUAUUAAUAAAGAACAUGAGGUCAGAUUGAUUGAAGAAGCAUGCAAGAACAGAGACACGCAGGAGACCGUGAUACAAUGCAACGACAUCUUUAAACCUUUACAUGGACAGAAAAAACGCAUCCGCACUGUGUUAACAAAGGGCAUUGCUGGGAUCGGGAAAACAGUUUCUGUGCACAAAUUCAUCUUGGACUGGACAGAAGGAAAAGAGAAUCAGGAUAUUCACUUCAUUUUCCCGCUUCCUUUCCGUGAUCUGAAUUUAAAGAGAGAGAACAAAUAUAGUGUGAUUCAACUUCUUUCUCAGUAUUUUCCGGAACUUAAAGAAUUUAAAUCUGUUAGUUCUGAAGAACUAAAAACUCUGUUCAUCUUUGACGGACUGGACGAGUGCCGACUUCCUCUUGAUUUCAUGAACAACGAAAUGUGCUGUGACGUAACAAAAGAAAUCUCUGUGGAUGUGAUGCUAACAAACCUCAUCCGAGGAAAUCUCCUUCCCUCCGCACUUCUGUGGAUAACCUCCCGGCCAGCAGCAGCCUGUCAGGUCCCUCCUGAGUGUGUUGACCGGGUUACAGAGGUUCGAGGAUUUAACGACUCAGAGAAAGUGAGAUACUUCAGGAAGAGGUUCGGUGACACGAGUCUUGCUGACAAAAUCGUUGCACACGUUAAGUCUUCAAGGAGCCUCCACAUCAUGUGCCAUACACCAGUCUUCUGCUGGAUAUCAGCUACGGUUCUGGAAAAAAUGUUGGGUAAAGCAGACAUGGAAGUGCCUAAAACUCUAACUCAGAUGUACACUCACUUCCUCAUGAUUCAGACACAUUUAAAGAACAAGAAGUACCAUGGAGUGAUCAAGGAAGACAUGGACCUGACAGAAUUGGACAAGGAGAUGAUUCUUAGACUGGCUAAGCUAGCGUUUCUGCAGUUGGAGAAAAGAAAUCUGAUUUUCUAUCAAGAAGAUCUAGUUGAAUGUGGCAUUAAUGUUGCCGAAGCAUCUGAGUACUCUGCAAUUUGCACAGAAAUCUUUAAAGAAGAGUUCGGAUUGUACCGAGAGAAGGUCUUCUGCUUCGUCCACCUGAGUAUUCAGGAGCAUCUAGCUGCGAUGUAUGUGCUGGUCGAAUUUGUAAACAACAGUACGAACAUCCUCAGAAAAGAUGCAGAGAAUCAGAGAACGACAAAGAUAUCAGAUUUACACAAGAGUGCUAUAGACAGAGCGAUGCAGAGUGAGAACGGACACUUUGACCUUUUCCUGAGAUUUCUUCUCGGUCUCUCAACGGACUCUAAUCAGGUUCUUUUGAAAGCGCUGCUGCCAAAAAGUAGCUCUGAGAGCUUGGAAGAAACAGCUGAGUACAUUAAAGAGAGGAUCAGAGAAGAGUCAUCAGCAGAAAGAACAAUCAACUUAUUUCACUGUCUGAAUGAACUGAAUUACAACUCAUUGGUGGAAGAAAUUCGUAGUUUCUUGAGCUCAGGCAGGCAUUCAGAGACUGAGCUUAAACCUGACCAGUGCUCAGCUCUAGCCUACGUGCUGCUAACAUCUGAAGACGUGAUUAAUGAAUUCGAUGUAAAAAUGUGCAAUACAUCUCUUGAGGGAUAUCAGAGACUGUUGCCGGUCGUCAGGAUCUCAAGAAAAGCAAUUCUUGCUGGUAUCAACCUCACAGAUGAAUCCUGUGAGACUCUGGCUUCAAUCCUCCAAUCAGCUAACUCACAUCUGAGAGAACUGGACCUCAGUUUCAAUAAUCUAGGAGAUUUAGGAGUCAAAUUUCUCUGUAACGGCCUUUCAGAUCCACACAACAAACUUGAAAAGCUAAAUCUCAGCUACAACAACCUUGAACAUGCAGGAGUGAAGCUGCUAUGUGAUUGUCUGAUGAGUCCAAACUGCAAACUGCAAGCACUUGGACUGGCUGGCACCAACUUCUCAGAACAGUCUUGUGAAUUAAUGGCCUCGUAUUUUCAGUCUGCUAACUCACACCUCAAAGAGCUGGAUCUUGGCUGCAAUAACAUGAGAGACUCUGGAGUAAAGCUUCUGACUGCUGGACUGAUUAGUUUACGGUGUCAUCUUGAGAAACUCGGGUUGGACAGAUGUGAUCUCACACACAAUUCGUGUAAAGCAUUAAAAGCUGUUUUGCAGUCAUCCAACUCGUACCUUAGAGAGCUAAAUCUCAGCUACAAUAAAUUGGGAGUCUCAGGAAUCCAGCAGCUCUGUGAGGGAUUAAUGCAUCCGGAUUGCAAACUGGAAGGACUAAAUCUCGGACUUGUUGAUGUCGGUAUUUCAAUGGACGCAAGUGAAACAUUGGCUUUGGCUUUAAAGUCAGCAAAUCUGAGAGAGCUUGAUCUAAGCAACAAUUGCAUAGGAGAUUCAGGAGUAAAACUGAUCUGUGAUGGACUUAUCAGUCCAAAGAGCAAACUAGAAAAACUGAGUCUCCGCUGGUGUAAUCUCACAGACAGGUCUUGUGCGAAUCUGGCUACAGUCCUGACUACGUCGACUUGCUUGACAGAUUUGGAGCUAAGAGACAAUGACCUGCAUGAUUCAGGUGUGAAGCAGCUUUGCACUGGUCUGAAGCAUCCACACUGCACACUGCAGAGACUGGGUCUAUCAGGGUGUUGUGUUACAGACGAAGGUGGUUCUGUCCUAGCCUCAGCUUUAAGCUCAGAUCAGUCACAGCUAAAAGAGCUGGACCUCAGCUACAAUCACUUAGCAGAGGCAGGACUGAGACAGCUCUCUGCUAUUUGUGAUGAUCCACUCUGCAAUCUUGAAAAUCUUUGUUUAGACCAUUGUGAGGCUUGCAGAAUCAAACCAGGACUAAAUAAAUAUGCCUGUGAGAUCACCCUGGACCCAAACACCGCACACAGAACCCUGUCACUGACAGGAAACAAAAUAGUCACAAAAGCAAAAGGCGAGCAGUCACACCCAGACCAUCCAGAUCGGUUUGAAUACUGUUGCCAGGUUUUGUGCAAAGAAACCCUGAUUGGUGCUCGCUGCUACUGGGAAGUUGAGUGGACUGGAGAUGUAGUUUACAUAGGAGUCACUUACAAAGGGAUCAACAGAAAAGGUCGUGGUAUAGACUGCAAACUGGCAAUGAAUAACAAAUCUUGGAUUCUGUUCUGUUCCAACGACUACGGCUAUUAUGUUAGUUAUAACAGCAAGGAGACCGUCUUACCUUCUCCACCUAAUCCGUCCAAACGAAUGGGAAUCUAUCUAGACUGGAAUGCUGGCACACUCUCUUAUUUUAUUAUCUCAGCUAGAAGUCUAUAUCACAUGUAUACAUUUCAAACAACAUUCACUGAACCGCUUUAUCCAGCCAUCAGUAUUUAUAACUACAAUGACACGAUCACAUUGGGUGAGAUAGUAUAAAACAAGAGCAUGCAAGUCUGCACAAUAACUGAUCAUUACUGAACAUGUGCUUUGAAUUUAGUCUUGUUUAAGGGAAGAGAUUCUUAGUCAGCCAUCAGAGUGUUAUCUCACUAGGCAAAUAAUGCCAAUAAAUAACUUCUAAAGAGUCACUAAAACUUGACUAUGCUUGACAUACUGGCUUAGAAACCGAUAUAGUGACUGACACAAAGUUCUCAGAAAUUCAAUUACAUCUGUAGCUUAAAUGUAGCUGAAAUUAUCUCAAACAUUAUUAAAGAUUAUCAAAUAAAUGUGACCACAUACUCCAUGUAGCAUUGUAAAGCAUAUUAAAGUCCAGAUUUGUGUUGU
Tachysurus vachellii is the source of this 5095-nucleotide messenger RNA. Its product is annotated as NACHT, LRR and PYD domains-containing protein 3-like. The record is from RefSeq and is a predicted model, not a curated record. Lineage: Eukaryota; Metazoa; Chordata; Actinopteri; Siluriformes; Bagridae. The transcript has 18 exons. The coding region runs from base 146 to 4750 and encodes 1534 amino acids. Gene Ontology annotation, molecular function: protein binding; zinc ion binding.